CAUCGCUCCGGGCGUCUACCAUUAGGUAUAUAGUACAUAUAUGGAAUAUAGAUUAUUUGGAUUACAUUUAAGGAUAUACGAAAGCGUAGAUGUAUAAAAUUAAUGAACCAUAUAUUGCAUAAAGUUAAUAGAUCCACAAUUAUAAUUGAAAAUUCCCAGAUGUAAGAAUAACAUCGUAUAAUCAAAAUAGAUAACGUAAAAUUUAUAGUUUGUGUAAUUAUUGGUGGUAGGGCAUGUUGUUAGACAGCAGGAGUAGGAACCAGCGAUGCAUGGCGCUGCCAUUUCUCCCGGGAAGCAGUAAUGGGUUUCUGUUUGAAGGACGAGGAAACCACUGUACAGUACCUAAAACUGAGAUUUUUACUCGCAUUUCAAGGUGGGUGGCAACAUUUGCAUUGUUGAUGUUUACGGGCUCCGAUAACCAUUUAGCAUCAGGUGGGUUUUGGGCUCGUUCAUUUAUCUAAGAAAUCAAUAAAUUUAAAAAUGUAGGUACUCAAAUGGAUAUCAUGUAAUAUUAUUAUAUUCGCAUAGUAUUUAUAAUGAUAAUAUUCUUCUUGAAAUCAAGUCAUCUUCUAUAUUUACUUUGUAGGUAGUCAUUGUUACGUAGGUAAGUGACAUGCACUUGAACAAAUUUGAAAAAGAAACGGACAAAGAUUAACUUUAAUUUCUACCAUAAAUGCAAAGGUGUGUAUAAAAGCGGAGAGUUACUGUUUUCAAAUGAGCAAGAGAAGCUCAUUUUCCACCGGGUGCUAUCAAAGCUCUUGUACAUUAUUUCAACGUAAAUUCCAUGGCCCUUGAAGCGUGAACCCGAAGUCUACGACAAAAAAAUCAUGAAAUAUAUAAUUUCUAGACUUUUUUAUAAUGUUUACAAUAACAGAUAGAUACAUCUGUCUAAUCAUUACCUAUACCUACUGUUUUAACACAUAAGUAUAUAAUAUUUGAUUAGGUAAUCAUAAAACUCGACAAUCAUAAUUAUAGUGAAGUUGUUACUUAUUUUUGCAGCUUUACAUAUUGUUGGAAAUUCUCGUUCUGUACACUAAUGACUACAAAAUGAUGGGGUAUUUUGGUCGAGUCCAAGGUCAAACUAGGACCGAUACCAUCAAAAGACCGUUUGCUAGUGAUAUAAUUAAGAAGAAAAAAACGAACAACAGUAGCAGUAAAACCGAUAGUUGUAUAUUAAGCUCAACAAGAUAAUAACAUUCAUAUUUUUCAAUAAAAUAUUGUUACUAAAAUAUGUUCUUAAAUAUGGUAAUAAGUGUAACGUGUUAAACGUAAUCGAUUUUAUGUUUGUAACGGGUUAUAUUAUUUUCCAAGAGGGCGAGUCUUACAAAAGACUGUGACCCGAUUAAUGCAAGCUUUAGAUUGACGUCGGCGAGUGUUGCGUGGCGCCCGCCGCCCAUUGCCACCUCUGUCCGAGUGGGCAGCUCGUCGACUCUGCGGCCAGUCUACGGCUCGCGCCCUCCGCGCCAGCCCGCCCCUAGCGAGCUUCCUUAACCACCACAACCACGCCAUUCCCUGACUCAUGAUACGCGACGAUCUUUAACGCACUCUGUUAUGGACAAGCGCGCGACCAGCGGCAGGGGCGAACCCAUUCCGAGCAUCUUAAAGAAACCAAAGAGCCGACACAAGGGCGACCUCCUGGACAAGAGUACCAAGAUCAAGCUCGAGAAAGUGGAGGGAUCUAAGAAAGGCGGGGAGGUGAGCGCACCGUUGCCGCACGGCUGCACCCCGCUCAUGUACGCCUGCCAACAGGCCGACUACAAGACUGUCGUUGAGAUACUGAACAAGGAUCCAUCGUCUGUGCGUGUUCGUGACCGCGGCCUGCGUUGCGCGUUGCACUACUGCGCGUCUAGCGGGGCGGGCGCGAGUCAAGCGGCGAGGGCGGCUUGUGCGGACCGCGUGCUCAUGGCAGCGCCAGCGCUUGCCAAAGCCCGCGACGCCGACGGACUCACACCGCUCCACCUCGCCGUUGUUCACGGAAACGUUCCGCUCGUGCAGACGCUGCUUGCCGCCGGCGCUGACGUCAACGCGACGGACGACGAGCAACAUACCGUUGUUCACUGGGCGACCGUUUGUGGUGAAGUCGGUGCAUUACGAGCUGUACUAGCGUCGGGGGCUGACGCGGCUACACCGGACCAGCACGGCGGAUACCCAUUGCACUACGCCGCACAAAUGUGCGGGGCUCCAGCAGCUACUGAUCACCAGAGUAGAGGGGCUGCAUUAGAAAUUUUGCGAGCUUUAAUCAGAGAAGGAGGAGCUAAAGUAGAUGUUAGAGAUGCUGAUGGACGUACGCCCUUAUUAUGGGCGGCUUCCGCAGGAUCAGCAGCAGCUGUUCUCGCCUUACAUCAAGCUGGAGCCAAGGUUGAUGACUCUGACAGAGAUGGUUUGACUGCUUUGCACUGUGCAGCAGCACGCGGACACACCGAAGCUCUAGAAACUCUGAUAGGUCUGUGUGGAGCACGUGUCGAUGUUUCUGAUUCACACGGCUGUACGCCACUCCAUUAUGCUGCGGCGCUCGGACACGCUGACGCCACGGCAGCGUUGUUGCAGCAUGGCGCUGACGCUCAUCGACAAGACAGAAAAGGCCGCAGUCCAGCUCAUACUGCUGCUGCUAAAGGUCAAAUAGAAACUGUCCGUAUACUUGGAGCACGGGGUGCAAACUUGUGGCUUAGAAAUUCUAAAGGUGAUCUACCUUUACACGAAGCUGUCGCAUCUGGAAGAAGGGAACUGGUCAAAUGGCUGUUAGAUGGCAGACCUUCCCAAGUAAAUGCAACUAAUCACGAAGGUCGAACACCACUGCACAUAGCCGCUGCCACUGACAACGCAGACCUUUGUCGUCUGUUAUUAGAUCGAGGUGUGGAUGUUAAUUUAGUUGCAAGAUCAUCUAAGAAUGAACCGAUCACGGCUCUCGAUUGCGCCACGUCUCGUGGGCAUCGUUCAACUGCAAAAUAUUUACAGAUGCAUGGAGGUUUGCCUGCCUCUAAGUUAUCUAAUACUCAAAUUAUGAUUGAUGGUGCGCCUAUAACAGGAUUACCUACACGAAAAGUCACGAGUACUAAAAUAGACGUUCGUGAUAGAAUAAGAAUAGAGAAAAGAGAAGUUGUCGAACUUUCCAGUCCUGUAGUUGAGCGCAGGCGAAUAAAGGAUAACAGUGACAGUGAUUCUAUGAGCACUAUUUCAUCUGAUGAUAGAAAAGUCACAAAAAAAAAACGUGAACACAGAUAUGCUGAUAAAUAUUGUGAAAGGAGAAAGAGGUUAAUGUACUGUCAAAAAAGUUUUAGCGAUGGCUAUGAUAGUGAUUUAGAUGGCAAAAGUAAAAGAACGCAUUACGAACGAAGUUACAGGCGCCCCAAAAAAAGCAGAUCGAGGAGUGAACCCUCGAGAAAACACAAGAAUAACGCAAAACAUCACCGUAGAUAUUAUAGAUCAGAUUCAGAAAGCUCUUCAGACACAACAACGAGCUCUUUGCAUAGAAAAAAAACUAAGCGACACCGUAAGAGAAACAAGAAAAGAAAAAGUUCUUCGUCGGAUAGUAGUAGUUCUGAAUCUACCGAAAGAAGGAACACGAAACGUAAAGGCAAAAAAACUUCAAUCCACAUAGAAAACGAUGAAGAGAAGCAAAGUAUUAACAUAAUCAAAUACAAUCAAACGAGUGUAGAUAAUUCACAAACUCACGAAAAAAAGGAAGAAAUAGCAAAUGUAACAGAAACUACCUUGAAAAAUUAUAUUGAAAAAUGUGAAUUUGAGAUGCACAAGACAAAGACACUGAGUGAAACCGAAACAGAUACUGUAUCAAUUAAAACAAAUAUGGUUGUCACAGAAGCUCAAAUUCACAUGGAACGUGAAUCUAGUCAACAAGGCAAUUCAGAAAUAACUGUAACAGUAGAUUCUUCAAAUAAUGUAUCAAUUGAAACGGCUAACAUACCUGUGGUAUCAGCAGAAGCUAAAACUGAAAACAGCUUGCAGAAAGAAACUGAAUCUUUAGACAUAGUAAAAGCUGCCGAAGAUUCGCAAGCUGUAAACAACGAGUCGGAGUUAUUAGUUGAUACUCAAAAAGAAGAAAUUAAACUUGAUAAUUCUACAACAAGUAUCACAGAGAAUCGAUCAUCCACUAAUAUUGAAAGUCAAGGAACAUUGAGCGAAAACAAUACAAUGCCAGAAUUGGAACAGAACCAAUCUGAUGAUAAAGAACUUGAAGAAAAACUAAGCAAGGAUUCACAAGAUUCUAGCAAAGGUGAUAUAAGUGCUGCCACAAAUUUAAAAACGGGUGAAUCUGAAUGCAUUUCUACUAUAGAAGCUACACAACAUACACCACAGCGUUCAUUUCAAAUACUCUCUACUCCUGAUGAGGCUUAUAAUAAAAGUCAAGAAACAUUCGAUGAUUUAAAAAAUAUCUCAAAUGAGUCUAGUGUCGAUAAAUCAGCAUCUCACGAUAGAGGUAGCUCACCUGUUGCGGGUCACAAUCUCAUGGGAGAAGAAGUUGAUCAUACAGUUGAACAACAGAAAACAGAUGUUUCAAAAAGUGAACAAAAAGAAAAUGGUGCUGAAGCUAUGAAAGCCACUGAUGAAAAACGAAAAGAGUUUAGCUCCACGACUGGAAGCAGUACAGAAAAUUAUUCCACCACAGAGAAAGGUCUUGUAUCGAUUCUUAAAGAUAGCUCUAAUAGUGAACGUGCGUUGCAACAGGUUAUUAUGGAUACUGUCUCAGAAGAAUACGAUGUGAAUUUACCUUUAACGCCUAAGCAAAGUAGAAAAGCAUCUAGAGAUAGUCAAGUAAUCAGCAGAUCAAAUAGUAUUUAUGAAACAGAAAGCUACAAAGUACUUGCUGAAAUAGGUGUAGAGGACACCUCUGACAUUAUGAAAUCAUUAGACAUGCAAAAUGACAUUGAAGAUGAAAAGGAUAUGUGUUUUGGAAGCAAAUUAUCAAAAGAUGCAAGUAUAAAUGGAAGAGUUGCUAGUAUAAGCGACAAUGAAAUUUAUAGUCAAACUGAAGCAAACGGUCGAAGGAAAAAAUUUAGGAAAAAGGGUCGGGCAAAAAGUAGGACAACCAUUCGUUCAAAAAGCGAGGUUUCGGAGCGAGGUUAUGAAUCAAGCGGAAUGAUGGACUCUGGGUUUGAACCUAGUCCAAGAGCAUUGCAACGUCGUAUUGUUAGUCCCCGACUCGCAGCUUAUUAUCGUCAACGAAAUGCAAGCGGUAAAUAUUCUGGGAAAUCCGAUAGUAGAAUCCCUAUUCGUAAGCCCGGAGAUAAAUGUGCCGUCGAUAUGAAAUCCGUUACGCAACGAAUUCAAACAAAUAUGAGAAGAUAUUAUUGUGAAAGAAAAAUAUUUCAACAUCUAUUAGAGUUAAAACGUUUACAAAUAAGAACAAGUAAAACAAACGAAGCAGUUUUGGUCAAAAGGGCAAUAGACGAGUAUAACAAAUCAAGCCUAGCAAGCGUUGGACUGGGGUCUUACAACAAUCCUGAUUAUUCCUUUAGCAGUUUUGAAAAAUUUCUUUAUGAAAGCCUCAGAAAGUUACAAAAAAGUGGUAAAAAACAUUUAGAUAAUUUGCCCGAGAAACCUUUUGAUUUCGACUAUGGCGAGAGCGAACUGUAUAAGAUGACUGCAAUUCCUGACAAUCCAUGUUUAUGCACCAGCAAAACGCAUAGAUGCUUUCAUGCGAUUCAUGCGUACACUGGAAUACCGUGUGCUUCUUAUUUACCAUAUAAAUGGGAUCACCACACUAUGCCAAAACCCUCAACUACUGGUGUGACAACAAAAUCUAAAGGGUUUCUUCCUAAAAUCAACUCGAAGCCUCCUACUGCAACGAGUAGAGCUCACGUUACUUUAGAAGUUUCUAAUGGGACAGAAAAACAAUUAAUUGCUUUACCAGCAGAAAAACUAGACAAAAAUAAAAGAUAUUACGUAACAUUUACCGUGAAAGGCUCCGAAACUCCUUCUGAUAAUGAUCAAAGUUCACCGAAAGGAAAAAUUAAGAAUAAAAGUGGCUAAGUAACUUGGAAAGCAUAGAACUGCCACAAGAGUUGAAAAAUUUAGCUUUGACUGAAAAAAUCCGUCCGGUAUAGAACAUUUAUUUUUGUAUAGAAAAACAUGAAUUGUUUACAUAACAUAGUAGAAACAACGGUGACGCAUUGCAAUGUGUAGUCUUCCUGAAUCAAUUUUAUAAGCACUAGUGAAAUGUUUCAUUGUCCGUUGUUACCUGCACUGAACGACAAAAUACUUGAUAAUUAUUAAAUGUAGAUAUUUCCUAUAAAA
Messenger RNA from Bombyx mori (domestic silkworm), 6252 nucleotides. RefSeq names its product ankyrin repeat domain-containing protein 12. The record is from RefSeq and is a predicted model, not a curated record. Gene Ontology annotation, biological process: protein localization to ciliary inversin compartment. Bases 1552 to 5988 code for a protein of 1478 amino acids. The transcript has 8 exons. Lineage: Eukaryota; Metazoa; Arthropoda; Insecta; Lepidoptera; Bombycidae. Gene Ontology annotation, molecular function: protein binding. Gene Ontology annotation, cellular component: ciliary inversin compartment.